This is a messenger RNA of Effrenium voratum, 2836 nucleotides long. The record is from the annotation of a GenBank genome assembly. NCBI's taxonomy places the organism in Eukaryota, Dinophyceae, Suessiales, Symbiodiniaceae.
GUUUUCCUCGCGUUUGUCGGGGCAAUCGCUCGCCCCAUGGUAUGGCCAUGAACGCUCGCACAGUGUCCCGUGGCCUCCACGAGGAGACGCACUACCAGCGUGUGGCGUAUGAGGAGAUCGAGGACUGCGAGGAAUGCACCGAUGAUUGCGGCUACUCCGUGGAGCGCGAGACAAGGGUGCGCCAUGUUGGCCAGGGCCAAGGCAAUUACACAAGGACGCAGGACAUGCUCUUCGUGGGCCACGGCCAGGGUGCCUACGAAAAGGAGAGAGUGCAUUUCCCUAGGUACAGCUACUGGGCAUUUGUUGGAUGUUGCCUGGGGCUCCUAGCUGUGGGCUUCAUCCUGCUUCUGGGCUACCUCCUGGCGCCCUUGCUGCACAACCGCUCCGGGAGGAGCAUUUCAAUGUCAAUGCCGAGCUUGCCGAGCUUGCCGAGCUUGCCGAGCUUGCCAAGUUUGCCCAGUUUGCCCAGCUUGCCCAGCUUGCCCAGCUUGCCCAGCUGGCAGAUGGGAACUGGCGAUGCCGACUCAAAGUUCGAUUGCGAUGUAGAUCGGAAGAGCUGGGACGUCAGCUGGUCCUCGAAGAAGAAGGCCUUCUGCUGUGCCACGCAACAGCUCGCCUGCGGGCAGUUCGACUGCCGACUGCAGCGCGGCUGGGAAACGGACUGGACUCCCGCCAAGAAGGCCUUUUGCUGCCCCCACGGCUGCAGUGACGCGGGCUGCGACAGGCUCUGCCAGCUGCAAGGGUCGACCUCCACCUGCCGCGAGUGGAUUCAGCGCACCUUCGCCCAGGUGGGCAGCUGCGCGGCUGCUCACAAGGAAGUGCUUGACCAAUGUGCGGAGUGCAGCCAGUGCCCUGCGGCGGGGGGGCUGUGCUACCAGGUGAAGGAGGAGGCCGAGAAAAGUGACGAGCAGGAGGCAGAGGCGAAGCACGAGGCGAAGUUAAAGGCCCAGGAGGAGGCGGCGGAGGCGAAACGAAUGGCCGAGGAGGCCAAACGCAAAGAGAACGCCAAGCGCAGGGCCGAGGAGGCAGCAGAGGCCAAGCGCAAGGCAGAGGAGGCGGAGGCCAAGCGCAAGGCGGAGGAGGCAGAGGCCAAGCGAAAGGCGGAGGCGGAGGCCGAAAGAAAGGCCGAAGCGGCCAAAAAGACGGAAAGGAAGGAGUUUGAAGCAUGGACGCACAACCGUGAUCAGCUACCAUGUGACAAAGGCAAAGAUGGGUUCAUGUGGAGCUUUGAACCUGCGAAUGGGGGACCACUCUGGAGGCAGCAUCCGAUCUCUGACCCUCUUCACACAGCAGCUGGACGUGGCUUCAUGUGGCAGAAAGAGGGAAACACCUGGAAGCAGGUGUGUAUCAACGUGGACUCCGCCGAAGCCCCGCAGGAACCGCCCGGUGCCGGUUUCAUGUGGAGGCAUCGGGAGGAUGAUCUCGGGGCGAUUUGGGAGCAAGUGCCGGUGAAGCUGCGCAGCGCUGGCGGUCGCGACAUCCCCAUGGUUUCGGCGGGCGAAGGCUUCAUGUGGCAGAGCUCCGGCGCCGGCUGGGAACAGGUUCCCUUGUCUCCAGAGCUUCGUCAGAAGACCCGGCCCUGCAACCCGCCCGGCCUGGGAAUGCGCUGGACAUGGGGCAAAGACGCAUGGCGGCAGGAGCCGGUACCGAACUGGCAGCCCAACGCCCUCAACCCCUCGCCCUCGGUGCCUGCGGGCAGAGGUUUCAUGUGGAGCUUCGAGCCAGGGAACGGCUGGGCGCAGAUCUGCAUUCCAGGCUGGUCCGGAGGCCAGUUGCCGAACAUGGAAGCGGGCCUCGGCUUCAUGUGGCAGCAGGCGGAGGGUGUGUGGCAGCAGCUGCCGGUGCCGCGGGCGCUGCAUGGGGACUGCGAGCGGUCGCCGCCCUCGGCGGGCUUUGUGCCGGCAGGUCUGGGCUUCAUGUGGAAGUGCCAGCAGGCGGAGGGGGUUCGCAUCUGGCGCCAAGUGCGGCGCACCACCUGGCGGGAGGAUGGGCCUCACUGGCCACCAAGGGAGCCGCCCGGAGAUGGCCUCAUGUGGAUCUACAAGGAAAACUACUGGCAGCAGCAGCCCAUCGCUGGGUGGAAGUCCAGUGAUGCUCCGAAGAUGCCCGCGGGCGAGGGCUUGAUGUGGAAUCGUGUGGCGCGCAAUGGUGAGGAGGUCUGGGAACAGGAUCUGAUCCCAGACUGGGAGGAGGACGAUGCGGUGCACCCCCCCGCGGAGCCGGCGGGGGAGGGCCUCAUGUGGAGGUACGAGAACAAUGACGGGCACCAGGAGUGGGCGCAGGAGUGGAUCGGAGAUUGGUACGCGGACAGCGCGAACCACCCGCCCACGGAGUACGCGGGGACGGGGGAGAUGUGGAAGUUCAUCUCGGUGCACGGCAACCCGGGAGAGUGGCAACAAGUUGAUAUCCCGGACUGGCAUACCUUGGAUCAGUUCGAUCUGCCGACCACCCCAGCGGGCGCUGGCUUCAUGUGGCAGUUCAACAAGGACAUCGGACGAUGGAUGCAAUUGCCGAUCCCCAAGUGGCGAGAGGCAGACAGUGAAGACAAGCUGCCAUCUGUGCUGGCGGGUGAGGGAUACAUGUGGAAGUUCUACCGGGAGAACGGCGAAAGGCAUUGGCACCAGGUGCAGAUCCCCAAGGUGGAGCUCCUGCGACCGGGGAACCAGCAGCCCUCCCUGCCUCACGGCAAGGGCUUCCAAUGGAAGUACGUGGACAAAGGGAGGGCGCAUUGGGAGCAGGUGCCAGUGCAGCUAAGCUGCACCGGGUUCUUGUGCACCCUGAGGUUCUGGUGAUUCUAGUUGCCCAGCAACCGUUUACUGGACUUGGUUGUUGUUGG